AGCAAAUUUUGAAAUCGAUCCUGAAAACUCCAAACCUAGUCGAAUCGCUUUCAAUCGUUCGAAUCGUUGCCAAUCGUUGAAUCGCUCUCAAUCGUUCAAAUCAUUGUCAAUCGUUGAAUCGCUCUCAAUCGUUAGAAUCGUUGAAUCGCUCGCAAUCGUUCAAAUCCUCAAACACUGAAUUGCUCUCAACUGUUCAAAUUGUCAAUCACUGAAUCGCUCUCAAUCGUUCUAAUCGCUCCUAAUAGUGGAAUCACUUCUCAGCCACUGUUUGUUUCAAGCACCGAUUUAAGGUACUCAAUAGAAAAAAUUAUUUUCCUUUUCAAUUCUUUGAUUAUAUGAAAUAUUUAUUUUCAGGUUCUUCUCUAUCUCUUUCUCCAUUUUUUUCUCUUUUUUUUCAUAACAAUCUUCAAGUUUUUUAAGAUUUUAAGCGGUUAUUUUAAUCUGUAUGCUGUUAGAUGGAUUUUGGUUACUUUCUCAUUAUGAAUUCUGAAUUCUGAAUACUCUUUACGGCAAGACGACGCCAAAUCAUAUGAAUCAUUAUUUUUUAGAUUAUUUUUUUACUUGAAAAUGAAGGGGUUGGGAAAUUGGGAAGUUGGAUUAUUGUUGUUGUUGAUGAUUGUUGCUGUUGCAGGUUUAGGUUUACGAAUCAAGAUCGAAUUGUUGUUAUUACAACCGUUUUAAAACUCGCACUCCAAGUGUUCGACAAAUUGCCCAACCAAGUUUAUUUUCCUUUUUCUUAUGAAUUAUGGUGCUGAAUUGUUGUUAUUAUUUGUUUCACUUGCUGAACUUGUGAAGGAAGGAAGUAUUGAAGCAAGCUCUUUUAUUCCGGAGUCAUAUCUAUUAUGUGAUAGUGUGAAUAAUUUGUAGCAAGCUCUUUUAAACAACAAAGCAACUUAUGAGCAGCUUAUGCAGUUCGCAUUGUGGUCACUUGCUUAGAGACUAGUUUUUGGAAUUGAUGAACAGAAUAACAAAGAAGCUUAUGAGAUUGGAUUACUCGCAAAAUAAAUGUUUUCAAUACUGCACGUUUGAUUGAGAUGCGAAAUGUGCCACCUUUGAUUGAUCUUGUUUUAACUUCAACAACACAAGAAAGUGUGAUUUUUGCUCUUUUGAAGCAUAGUAAUGGUUGCGAGGUUAUCACAAAGAGUCGACGUUUAGAUUCUAUAAUUAUAGUUCUCAGACGAGGUUAUAGUUUAGAGGCUCGCAGAAUUGCAGCUGUUUUGGUAGCUUUGGCAGAGAACAUGGAUGGUUCUCGUGCUGUAUUAGAAGCUUCAAGUUUAUCUUCGGUGGUUGAGAUUUUGCAAUCCGCAACUUCAUGUGUUGAGAAGGAGUAUUAUGUUUCCGUUUUGUUUUCACAGUGUGCUAAUAUUGAUGGUGAGAUUGUUAGUAUUUUGGUGAAAGUUGGUUAUGUGAUUAUGCCUUUUCUUUAUGCUAUUCUUAUGGAUGGUGUUCCUCCAGCGGAGAAAAGAAAGCAAGAAAACUUAUUAAUGUGUUACAAGAAUUUGACGAGAAUAAAUCUUUGGGCACUUAUUUUGCAUCAAAGAUUACUUAAGUCGAAUUAGUUAGUUUGAAGCUUCUUCCAUUUUCUCCUCCAGGUUUUUAAUUCUC
Vicia villosa (hairy vetch) is the source of this 1605-nucleotide messenger RNA. RefSeq lists its product as uncharacterized. Lineage: Eukaryota; Viridiplantae; Streptophyta; Magnoliopsida; Fabales; Fabaceae. The record is from RefSeq and is a predicted model, not a curated record. The transcript is spliced from 2 exons. The coding region runs from base 1035 to 1559 and encodes 174 amino acids.